UGGAAUAUGGGGCGCGGUGGUGACGCGACCCCUGCACGGAGGCCUCAGUCCUUGAAGCAGCCGUCACAGGCUGACCUUUCCCCUCUCUCAUAACCAACAUUCCUGUCAUUUCACUUUCCGACAAAUGCCAGUAGAGCCACAAAAAAAGCAUAGAAUAUAACAAAUCACCUGGCUGCUCCCUAAAAAAAGUCAUUUUCUCUAAUCAUUUCUUGAAAAUACCCCACGAGUGAAAAUAAAGUCCACCAAUUUCAAUCAAAAAUGACCCACCGGUUAAUUACGCGCUCAUAUUGUGCUUUUUAAGGCCAGCAGAGGGAGCUCGUCGUCCACUGUGGAACACUCGUUUUGCUUUUCUUCUUCUUUCUCCAUGUGGCCGUGCGUGGUUGUUGGUAUACCACGUUCCCAAACACCGCUGGCAGCAGACGGGGAGCAGAGGAAGGACCUCACUAAGCAGAGAAAAGAGUUUGGAGGAUCCAAACGUCAUCAGUUCUCCAUCAUGGACCUCCAAGAAGGAACUCAGGGACUCGCUGGUGGAUAUGUACAGAGGUCAGGAAGCAGCCUGAGCCUGGACCGCAGCUCACCUCAGGCCCCUUCCUGCCUUCCAGAGUUACCAGUCUGCUGCUGCUCUCCUGGCCCUGACCGGUCCCCUGCCUGGAGGACUGCCUCUCCUGUGUCGCCUCCGUCCAUCAGGAGCGCCUCAGCUGCAUUGUCUUCAAGCUUACCAGGAGGCAGAGGAGAGAUGGAGAUGGAGGUGGACAUCCUGCAGAGCAGUGAUCCUUUUCCUUGGGCAGAGAACUCAGAGAACUGUUUAGAUGAAGAAGCAGCAUUAAGAGGUCCAAAGAGUCCAGUCUUGGAAAGAAACCUGGAGCCUCCUGGAAACAGCUCUCCUCAGAUCUCUGCCUCCAGCCCACAUCAGACUGUGGAUCCAACCCGAAACAUCUCGUUCUUACUGAAGGAGCUGGACGCCAUGAGGGAACUCAACAACAAGCUUCAAGGGCAGGUGGUUCAGAAGGAGAAGGAGCUGCUGCAGAGAGAGGUGGACGAAGAGCUGAAGGAGCAGCAGCGAGAGGCCCGACACUGGGAGAGACCCAUGGAGGUACUAGAGGAGAUGUUGGCGGCUCAAAAGGACAGAGACCAGGCUCUGAUGUCACGACUGCUGCUGGCCAAUGAGGAGAGAGAUGAAGCUUUACUCCGUGCCCGCCGGCUGCAGGAAGCUGCUGGGUCGGAUGAUAUCAGCCUGCAGGACGUUGACAUGGACAUCAAAGAUCUCCUUCAGCAUGUCUGCAAAGCCGACUCGGUCCAGGAAGUGAGGCAGUUCGGCUCAGCUCUAGUUCAGUGCGUACGGCUAGCACAGCGGCGAAGGAGUGACAUCACUGCUCAGGAGAUGAAGGCCGUGAUGGAGGAGAGAGACAAAUCUGUAGACAAGUGUAAAUGGCUGAAGGAAGACCUGCUUCAGAGGGACAAGUCAUUCAGCCAGGAGGAGCUGCUGAGGCUGCAGAAGGAGAGAGACGCAGCUCUGGACGACAAACAGAGGCUCCAGGCUCAGAUUCAGGAACUACAAGCCGAUCACAGCUCUCAGGAUCACGCCCCUCCAUCCCAGAUGUCACUUCCUGCUGAGUCCUCCCAGGUCCAGAAGGACUUGUCCUCCCAGGUCCAGAAGGACUUGUCCUCCCAGGUCCAGUCUCUGGUGGUGCAGCUUCAGCGGCUGUCCAGGGAGAAGGAGGACACUGCUGCUGAGCUCCAGCGCAGCCGGGUGGCUGAGCAGGAAGCCAGCGAGAGAGUUUGCAGGUUGGAGCGUUUGGUGGAAGUGUUGAGGAAGAAAGUUGGAGCAGGAAGUCUGCGUGCUGUCGUCUGAUUCAUCAGAUCCUUUUUAUGUGACCAAACUGAUGGUUUGUUUGCUUUUUUUUUUCUUUUGUACUGUUGAAGCUUUUCUACUUCUUGUGAUUAAAACUUGGUCACAUGUGGAAGCAGCAGAAGAAAUUAAGCAACAUGUUUGUCUUUGUUUUCUUCACUUGUUUUGCAUGUGAAAGUGUUCUCAGCUGGAAAACUGAGCACCUUUACUUUUUAUCCCGCGUGUUUUUCUCUCCUUGACUGGAGGCAGAAAAUGAAAUAAAUGUGAUUAUGUCAUCAGAACUUGUUUGAUGAUCAGAGAUGUGAGUUUUUUUACUGCCAGGCCUGUUUGGGUGAUUCUAAAUAAAUUGUAUUAUACAAAAAAA
Xiphophorus maculatus (southern platyfish) is the source of this 2213-nucleotide messenger RNA. RefSeq names its product mirror-image polydactyly gene 1 protein-like (gene mipol1). Lineage: Eukaryota; Metazoa; Chordata; Actinopteri; Cyprinodontiformes; Poeciliidae. The record is from RefSeq and is a predicted model, not a curated record. Bases 365 to 1852 code for a protein of 495 amino acids. The transcript has 13 exons.